Pangasianodon hypophthalmus (striped catfish) is the source of this 2377-nucleotide messenger RNA. RefSeq names its product NME/NM23 family member 7 (gene nme7). Lineage: Eukaryota; Metazoa; Chordata; Actinopteri; Siluriformes; Pangasiidae. Gene Ontology annotation, cellular component: centrosome. The transcript is spliced from 11 exons. Bases 258 to 1283 code for a protein of 341 amino acids. Gene Ontology annotation, molecular function: ATP binding; nucleoside diphosphate kinase activity. Gene Ontology annotation, biological process: CTP biosynthetic process; GTP biosynthetic process; UTP biosynthetic process. The record is from RefSeq and is a predicted model, not a curated record.
GUCUAAAAUUUAAAAGAAAAGUCGAUAGAGCUCGGUUUUUGUGAGAUAUUUCUGGUGGUAUAGAAGACAUUUAUAAUGAAAAUUCCCUUCAUUUUUGACAGAAAUUAUUAUUAUACUCGGUUAAUUUUAAUUUAAGAACGUUCCCGGCAUCGUUUUUGUUACUAUGGAAACGAUAAUUCACAAAUACGCUAGGAAGACAAGCAAGUGAGCUGCAUAUCAAACAACAAAACAAACCAAGACUGAGAAGCUAGCUGGAAAUGGAGGAGCGCUUUGCCUUUCUGACUGAGUGGUACGACCCCAGUGCUGCUCUCCUACGCCGCUACCAGCUCCUGUACUACCCUAAAGAUGGCUCUGUGGAGAUGUUUGAUGUGAAGAACCAGCGGACCUUUUUGAGAAGGACCAAAUAUGAUGACCUCCAUCCAGAGGAUCUGUUUGUGGGGAACCGUGUUAUUGUCUUUUCUCGGCAACUCAACCUCAUUGACUACGGAGACCAGUACACAGCCAACAAACUGGGCAGCAAGAAAGAGAGGACAUUGGCUAUGAUUAAGCCAGAUGCAGUGACCAAAGUGGGCAGCAUUAUUCAGAUGGUUUAUGAUGCUGGCCUUAUUCUCACCAAAGCCAAAAUGACCAAGCUAACUGGGAAGCAGGCAGCGGACUUUUACAUGGAACAUCAGUCAAAGUCUUUUUUCAAUAACCUGGUGCAGUUUGUGAGCUCUGGGCCUAUAAUUGUCAUGGAGCUGAUGGGAGACGAGGCUGUGUCUGUAUGGCGGAAAGUUCUGGGUCCUACUGACUCUGGCGUGGCACGCAAAGACGCUCCAGCCAGCCUCCGUGCCCAGUUUGGAACAGAUGGCACCAAAAACGCAGGGCAUGGGUCAGACUCAUUGGCAUCGGCAGCACGGGAGUUGGAGUUCUUCUUUCCUUCAACUGCAGGUCAUGGCCCUACCAAUACAGCCAAAUACCAAGACUCUACCUGUUGCAUCAUCAAACCACAUGCUAUCUCGGAGGCUCUGACCGGAAAGAUCCUCAGCUCAAUCACAGAAGCUGGAUUUGAGAUCUCUGCAUUACAAAUGUUCAACAUGGAUCGUGCAAAUACAGAGGAGUUUCUUGAAGUCUAUAAAGGCGUAGUCUCGGAGUACACAAGCAUGGUGGCCGAGCUGUGUUCUGGACCCUGCAUGGCCCUUGAGAUUCACAGUACAGAUGCACCCAGAAAGUUCAGAGAAUUCUGCGGUCCAGCCGACCCAAAAGGCCCACCCACGACCACCUGUCCCAUAGUGCAGUGCUGAAUGCUAACUCUUGUCAGACCUGUGUGAUGUUAAUAGCUGCUUUGUCCAGACCAUUGAAAUUCCAACUUGAAACAGGACCAUGAAGGAAGAUUUUAAUUUAAUCAAAUAUGAAAUAAUUUUCUUUUUAUAGGCGUUUUAUGCUGAACUCCUUUAGCUUUUUUACCUGAACUUUUUACCUGAACUGUACCUAGGUGCUUUAAAUAACAUGAGCUGCAACUGUAAGUUACACCUUACAUUUCAAAGUCAGUCAUCCUAAGUAAAAGGCUGCUUUGUAUCCUGUAUCGUCUCGGUGAACCGCACACUGCUCAGGGUUUCCGAUUCUUUGUCAGUCAGCCAAUUCAGGUGUGUAGCAAAAGAGCGUUUCAGCGCACAGGUCCUUGUUGACCUUUGUUCCACCUGUGUUGAAUUUGUUGCCAAGGUGCAGGUGGUGUACAUUUGUAAUGCUGCCAGUGCUGUUGGAUUAACAAUGCAUGUGCGUCCUUGAAACUGUCUCUCAUAUGGUUAAAGAGGUCUGAUGAUUCAUUGGACUUUGACAAGAUCACUGAUCUGCUUCCUCUUUUCUUAUAAUAUAAAAUAAUAAAUAUCUGGUAGUGGGUCUUGUUUAAAAAAACCAAAAGACUUUCUGUGAAACUUUGAAGGGUAUGCUUGUUAAUAUUUAGUAGACGCACUUAGCACAUUUUGCAUGCCGUCUACUCAUUUUAGGCCACAGUAACUUUGUGUAAUGAUUAUUUCAUUUAACACUCGUUUGUACACCGUUGACUAACAAUGGCUUGAAGGUUAUAAUCACAGUCAGUAUUUAGAUGUCACUUGCUAUUGUUGUAGUCUGGACUGUACACUGUAGGCAAUAAUAUGGUAUUUCCUGUCUGAAUAAGGCCAGCACAUAACGAUGAUAUUAACAGAAAGUCCCAGAUUACUGAUUAGUCAUUGUGUCAUUAUCAGAUCACUGAUUCAUCCAACAUUAGCUCAAAUGAAGUUCAACAAUUUUGAAGCUGAAAAAACAGAAAAUUAAUAGUACUGGCAGUACCUGUUUACUAUGGUAGUUGCACUCAUAACAACUUUUAAAUCAGUGUGUGCUUAUUGUGCAACUAAAGUUU